Messenger RNA from Myripristis murdjan (pinecone soldierfish), 2554 nucleotides. It is a transcript of the gene tmem39a, whose product is annotated as transmembrane protein 39A. The coding region runs from base 398 to 1879 and encodes 493 amino acids. Gene Ontology annotation, biological process: negative regulation of autophagosome maturation; negative regulation of autophagosome assembly. NCBI's taxonomy places the organism in Eukaryota, Metazoa, Chordata, Actinopteri, Holocentriformes, Holocentridae. Gene Ontology annotation, cellular component: endoplasmic reticulum membrane. The transcript has 9 exons. The record is from RefSeq and is a predicted model, not a curated record.
CACUGAUGACAUUUCAAGUAGAGGAGGUGCAGGUUUGCCACGUCGGUCUCUGUGUAGUGCAUUACACUGUUGCUCCUCCAGCCCCAGGGCUAAGUUUUUAACCCGUUUCGGCUUUUAAAACGGUCUUAAAGCAGCGCCGCAGCGUUGAGGUCGGCGGCGCGGGUCCUCGCCACGGCAGCGCGGCUGGAUAUCGAAGGCGGAAGGCGGAGAAAUGCUCGGUGCUGUCUGGACUCGGCAGCCUGGAAGCCACACAACUGACUGAUGCAUCCUCGUUUAGUUCACCCUCCGUGUGUUGUCCAUGUUGUUGGUCUGGGUGUAUUUGGUGGCUCUUUGAGGAGAAGGGGGAGGAGUCCCAGUGGCUGUUGGUUGGCAAGCAGAGUCCGUGUAACUGGCGACCAUGCCAGGAGGUCGCCGGGGUCCCAGCAGACAGCAGCUGAGUCGCUCUGCUCUGCCAUCCCUGCAGACUCUGGUUGGAGGCAACAUCAGCAAUGGCACAGCCUUCAGGAACAGGAGCAGUAAUUCAGUGGGUCUGUCUGCCCCGCCUCUCUCGGCCCUCAUCACUCCGGAGCCUGUCCGUCACUCAAGGAUCCCCGAGCUGCCACUGGAUAGCAGUCUGCUCUUUGAGUUCCUGCUCUUUGUCUAUUUGCUGGUGGCUUUGUUUGUCCAGUACAUAAACAUCUACAGGACAGUCUGGUGGUAUCCCUACAGUCACCCUGCUGCCUCUACCUCGCUUAACUUCCAUCUGAUGGACUACCACCUUGCUAUCUUCAUCACGGUCAUGUUGGCCAGAAGACUUGUUUGGACUAUAGUCUCAGAGGUGUCUCAGAGUGGUGGGGGAUCGCUGCUCCGCUAUGUGGUUCUGAUUGCAGCACGGCUCAGUCUGUUAACCUUUUGUGGCUGGGUGCUCUGUUGGACCCUUGUCAACCUCUGCAAGAACCACUCUGUCCUCAACCUGCUCUUCCUGGGAUACCCGUUUGGUGUGUACGUCCCACUCUGCUGUUUUCACCAGGAGGGGGGGAAGAGCCAAACAGCGUCGGUUGAUUGUGAUUACCCAGUCGACCACCAGCAGACCGACCUAACAGAGGCUCCUUUCUUUCGUCCACGUGACUUCCUCUUCCUGUUACGGGAGAAUCUCAGAGAGCAGUUUGCCAGCCCCCCCCACACACCCACACACACCUGCCCCCCUCACACACAUUCUCACACGCCAGAGCUGAUUCGCACCGAGGUGGAGGAGCUGAAGAGUGACUUCAACCGACGAAUCAAGGAAGUGCUGUUCAACUCUCUGUUCAGCGCUUACUACGUCGCCUUCUUGCCCCUCUGCUUUGUCAAGAGUACCCAGUACUAUGACAUGCGAUGGUCGUGUGAACACCUGAUCAUGGUGUGGAUCAAUGCGUUUGUGAUGCUGAUGAGUCAGCUGCUGCCUCCCAGCUACUGUGAUCUCCUUCAUCGUUCUGCAGCUCACUUGGGCCGCUGGCAAAAGCUAGAGCACGGCUCUUACAGCAAUGCACCUCAGCAUAUGUGGUCAGAAAGUACCAUUUGGCCUCAGGGGGUGCUGGUACGACACAGUCGCUGUCUGUACAAGGCAGUAGGGCCCUAUAAUGUGGCAAUGCCCUCGGACGUUUCCCAUGCAAGGUUUUAUUUCCUGUUCCACAAGCCAUUGCGGAUCCUUAACCUGUUGAUCUGGAUUGAGUCCAGUGUGGUCUUCUACCAGCUGUACUCUCUGCUGCGCUCUGAACGCUGGAACCACACCCUCUCCCUGGGCCUUAUUCUUUUCUGCAACUACUAUGUCCUUUUUAAACUUCUCCGAGACCGCAUUGUCUUGGGCAAAGCCUACUCGUACCCGCUCUCCUCCAACAGCUUGGGGCUCAAGUCACACUAAAGGCAGCCUCGUGGCCGCCCCACCACCUGCUCCUCACCUAUGAACUCUGAAUGUCAAGGGGAGAUGGGUGAAUGUGAGGUAAGGUGGAAGGAGCAGGCCAGGGGUGUUGCCUAGCACCAAUGCUCGGAGGGGUAGGGACGGACUGUGAACUCAUAAUUGUGUUUUGAUACGGUUCUAUUUUUCAUGCAAUGUUUAUAUAUACCUAUUUAAAGAAUAUUUUUAUUUUGUAUACUAUUUCGGGUUACGCCGGGCAUUACCAUGCUGACAACAUUGGUAUGUUGUGUUAUGUUGUUGCUAGGCGACAUGAAAGUCAGGGAAUGCCAGGAGGUGACUUCCGCCAAAGAUGUUUUAAGUGCAGGUGGCCAAUUAAAUUUGGCCUCUGUAAGUCAGUUAGAUCCUUUGCACACCUAGUCAUUUACAGAAGAUAUUAAUAGCAGAGGAAAGAGUUGUUCCUACAUACUGAUCCAUCAGGUUAUUCCACAUUAACCCUGACAACCCUUAAAACUUACAUCUGAAUCCAGCGAAGCUGAUGUCGACAGGAUGAUUUUUUUUAAUAUCAGCAUUGGAGGUUUUCAGGGCUGUGAAUAAUGGUUACUGUUCUGAACAACUUCAACCCCUGAUUUCAAAUGUGAUUUGAACCAUUUGGUUGAAUAAAGGAAAAACUCUGACUCUUGA